AUGGACUUUCUACCCAUUUUCUAUUCCAUAUCCCUUUUGUGUUUGGUUGUGUGGCAAGGAAGUGGUGAGCCUGUUGAAGAUAAGGAGGCGUUGCUUGACUUUGUGAACAAGUUCCCUCCUUCUAGGCCUCUGAAUUGGAAUGAGAGUUCCCCGAUGUGUGCUUCUUGGACUGGUGUGACUUGCAAUGAAGACCAGUCCAGAGUAAUUGCAAUUAGGUUGCCAGGGGUUGGAUUUCAUGGCACUAUUCCACCUGACACUAUUAGCCGCCUCUCAGCACUGCAAACUUUGAGUCUCAGAUCCAAUGUGAUAACUGGGCAGUUCCCUUCUGAUUUUUCCAAUCUAAGGAACUUGUCUUUCCUCUAUCUUCAGUUCAACAACUUGUCUGGGCUUUUACCUGAUUUCUCGGCCUGGCAGAACCUCACUGUUGUCAAUUUGUCCAAUAACCAUUUCAAUGGCAGCAUUCCUGUCUCCCUUAACAACUUGCCUCAGCUUGCUGGUUUGAACCUUGCGAACAACUCUCUUUCUGGGGAAAUUCCUGACCUCAACUUGUCAAGGUUGCAGGUGCUGAAUCUGUCCAACAACAACUUCCAGGGAAGUGUGCCCAAAUCCCUGUUGAGGUUUCCUGAGUCUUCAUUCUCUGGGAAUAAUAUUUCCUUUGGAAGUUUUCCUACAGUUUCUCCCGCACCUCAACCGGCUUAUGAGUCGUCUUUGAAGUCUAGGAGGCAUGGAAGGCUCAGUGAAGCGGCACUGUUGGGAGUGGUUGUUGCUGCUGGUAUUUUAGGCCUCGUGGCUUUUGUUUCUUUGACUUUUGUGUGCUGCUCAAGAAGAGGUGAUGAGGAUGAGGAGACCUUCAGUGGGAAGUUGCACAAGGGAGAAAUGUCGCCUGAGAAAGCAGUCUCGAGGAACCAGGACGCAAAUAAUAAGCUAGUUUUCUUUGAGGGAUGUAAUUAUGCCUUUGAUUUAGAGGAUUUGCUGAGGGCUUCUGCUGAGGUGCUAGGAAAGGGAACGUUUGGAACUGCCUACAAGGCAAUACUAGAGGAUGCAACCACCGUUGUUGUGAAGAGGUUAAAGGAGGUAGCUGUUGGAAAGAAAGAUUUUGAGCAGCAUAUGGAGAUUGUAGGAAGUCUUAAGCAUGAGAAUGUGGUUGAGCUCAAGGCAUACUAUUAUUCCAAAGAUGAGAAACUCAUGGUAUACGAUUACCACAGUCAGGGGAGCAUAGCUUCCAUUCUGCAUGGCAAAAGAGGAGAGGAGAGGGUGCCUUUAGAUUGGGACACGAGGCUGAAAAUAGCCCUAGGUGCUGCAAGAGGCAUUGCUCGUAUCCAUGUUGAGAACGGUGGCAAGCUCGUACAUGGAAACAUCAAAUCCUCAAACAUUUUUCUCAACAACAAACAGUAUGGAUGUGUAUCUGAUCUUGGUCUGGCAACCAUAUCAAGCUCACUUGCCUUACCAAUCUCACGAGCAGCCGGCUACCGGGCACCCGAAGUGACAGACACCAGAAAAGCAGCGCAGCCCUCAGAUGUUUACAGUUUUGGUGUGGUGUUACUAGAGCUUCUGACUGGGAAAUCCCCUAUCCACACAACUGGUGGUGAUGAGAUUAUCCACCUUGUGAGGUGGGUUCAUUCAGUUGUGCGCGAGGAGUGGACAGCUGAAGUGUUUGAUCUAGAGCUGAUGAGAUAUCCAAACAUUGAAGAAGAGAUGGUGGAAAUGUUACAGAUAGCCAUGUCAUGUGUGGUGAGGAUGCCUGAUCAGAGGCCUAAGAUGUCUGAAGUUGUGAAGAUGAUAGAAAAUGUGAGGCAGAUUGAUGCAGACCUUUACUCAUCAUCUGGGAACCAAGCAGAACAACUUAAGUUAUCUCAACGUGACAGUGGUAACUCUCCUUCCACUCCCUCCUACUUCCCAAGAGGAAGUGAUUGA
Molecule: messenger RNA, 1914 nt
Organism: Sphenostylis stenocarpa
Lineage: Eukaryota; Viridiplantae; Streptophyta; Magnoliopsida; Fabales; Fabaceae
Source: the annotation of a GenBank genome assembly